Molecule: messenger RNA, 1161 nt
Organism: Lasiodiplodia theobromae
Lineage: Eukaryota; Fungi; Ascomycota; Dothideomycetes; Botryosphaeriales; Botryosphaeriaceae
Exons: 1
Coding region: 1-1161 (386 amino acids)
Source: RefSeq, a predicted model, not a curated record
AUGGGCCAACUCCAGAAACGAGCAGCUCUUUGUUUACUGUUCCUCUUCAUCUCCUUCGCAACAGGCUGCACCACAGACGACGACUGCAGCCUCAACGGCAUCUGCACCACCACCAACGCCACCUGCCUCUGCGACCCGGGCUGGCGCUCCGCCGACUGCGGCGAGCUCGACCUCCACCCCGCCACCCGCAACACCGGCUACAACCACACGUCCACCUCCGCCGCCUCCGACCCCUUCAGCGGCGGCACCGCCGGCAACGCCUCCUGGGGCGGCCAGAUCCUGCCGGACCGCCACGACCGCCACAAGUUCCACCUCAUCACCUCGCAGUUCUCGCACGGCUGCGGGCUCAGCGGGUGGAAGCCGUUCAGCACCAUCAUCCGCGCCGAGUCGACGACGGGCCCCCGCGGGCCGUACGUUUGGGCGCAGGAGCUGUUUGGCGCGUUCACGCACAAUCCGACGGCGGUUUGGAGCCCGGCGGAUGAGUUGUAUUUGUUGUUUAUGAUUGGGCGCGAUGGCUAUCCGCUGCCUGACACGUGUAAACAUCAGGGCAUCAUGCCGAACAACAUUUCCAUUGCUACGUCGCCGGACCUGCGGACGUGGACGCCGAGGAGGCAGGUGCUGACGAACGCGACGAAUCCGGCGCCGUGGCCGUUAUUUGAGCCGGGGAACAGCACGGCGCGGAUAGCGCUGGCGGUUGAGGACAAUAUCAUUCACGUCGCGGCGAAUUACAACGCUUCGUUUGAACCUACCGUCUUCCGGCCGGCGGAGGGAGAGCAGCCGUGGAGCGAGGAUCCGUUCUUGUGGCGCGAUAAGCGUGGGCACUGGCACAUCCUUGUGCACUAUAUGAUCGACAUCGAGGAGCGGGAUGAGAAGGGGCCGAAUGUCGGCGCGCAUCUGUAUUCCCGCACGCUGGAGGGGCCUUGGACGUUCAAUACGCGGACGAUAGCGUAUAACACAACGGUGCAGUUUGAUGAUGGGACGGAGACGGUAUUGUACCGGAGGGAGAGGCCGAAGUUGUAUUUUGAUCCAGAGGAUGAGGAGGUAGUGCCGCUGUACUUGGUGAAUGGCGUGCAGGAUAAUGGGACGAAGGCGAGCUAUACGUUGGUGCAGCCGAUUGGGGAGGCUGCGAGGGCGUAUGAGCAACGGCUUAAGUUUACGUAA